AGACCUACCAUUCCUCCGAUUAAACCCAUACCCACCGCCGCCGCCACUACCAAACCCAUAACUACCGCGGCCACCUCUUGGACCACCACGUCCUAGCUUGUCGACGGGGCUCCGUUUGGCCCAGUGAGAUCGAUGGCCUUGGUCUUUUUACCCUCAUGAAUAACCAAAAAUUAUACCUCUUGGCCUUCAUAGAGAGUUCGAAAGCCAUCGGAUUUGAUCUCCGAUUGGUGGACAUGUAGAUCUUUGCCUUCUUCGUAGGGUCUGAUGGACCCCAUAGCCCUUCUGAUCGUUGAAGCGGACCACCUUCCCAAUGAUCUAGGGUUCUCCUCCGUCGCCAUUGAUCUCGAAAGAAACUGUUCUGCCUCCAUUGUCCAAUUAUUUAUGUAGAGUUUCUGCUUGCUCGUCAUUUAAAAGUUAAUUUCGGUGGAUAUCAAACGGUGCACCAUACAGCUUUCGGUUUGGAGACUCCAACUUUUGCAGCACCAGGGAAGUGUGGUUGACCGUUGACUUCUUGUAAAACCCAAAGCGGGAAGCCUACGGGCUUCUCUCUCUCUCUCAAAACUUCAAGAGAACACUACUACCUAACCAGAGGGCUUCUCUCUCACCAUUCAUGUACUCUCCAACGCAUACAUGCUUGAAACUGGAAGUCCCCAACACCACGGAACCCGAACAAACUGAAUCCAUCUUCGUUAAAGGCACAUGGUUCGCCUCUCGCUUCCACCUCUCCAUCACCAACGGCCUCAAUGCUUGGAUUUGCAACGGAUUGGAAGAUGAUGUUAGAGAGAGAUCGUCUCAAUGGGACCAACCUGUGUCGGAAUACAUCGAGUUGGCUGAGCGUUAUCUAGGGUUUCAACAGCCCGGUUCAGUUUAUGGGUUCUCCGAUGCUGGAAAUGGGGAUAGAAGAUUAUCAUGGACAUUUCAUAAAGAAGGGACUAAGCUUGAGUGGCGAUGGAAAUGUCAACUGUCGCCUAACAGGAAGGAAACUACAGCUGGAAUUUUGGACUUUCUUAUGGAUGCAAAUAUCCGACUAAGUGAGGAAGUUGUAAGUAAAGCCCAAUCAUGUGAGAAGCUAAAAGUGGAGGCUGAAAAGUGUUUGGCACAAAGUGAAAGAUUCAGCAACGAGAAGGUAGAAUUUGAAUCUGCAAUCUAUGCUAAGUUUCUUGGCGUUUUGAAUUCAAAAAAAGCAAAACUUAGAGAGCUUCGAGACAAGCUUUCAAAACAGGAAAGUUCUAGAAAAUUGCCGGAAGAAGAGGAAGAAGAAUCCACCGACAAAACUGAGAUUUAUGGAAGUGAUGAUGAAAAAAGUGAGGAAGAGCCUGCGAAGAAUCUUAUUGGCACUUCAAAGAAUGUUUCAGCAAGUAGGCCUCGCGGUCGCUAGAGGAAGUAAAUGUCACUACCUGAUGUCCAUAUAUGUAUGUUAAGCCGUUGCCAUUCCCCUGUCCUCGCCUUCGGAAAAAUUUGAUAUGAAGAUUUUCUUGCUAGUUCACAGUUGCUUUGUAAGAAUUUUAUGGAAAAAAUAAGUUAAUAACAAAUGUCUUCUUGUCAGUUUUAUAUUUUUGGUCACAUACCACUUAUCCCAAGUUAUAACAAGGCCCAGGUAAAGAGCAAAGUUGUUCAAAUUGCGUUUAAUCGAUUAAUCAUUAUUAUAUGUGUUUGUAAAUAUUGUUGCGUUGCAGUAUUGACUGUUG
This is a messenger RNA of Ilex paraguariensis (yerba mate), 1688 nucleotides long. Lineage: Eukaryota; Viridiplantae; Streptophyta; Magnoliopsida; Aquifoliales; Aquifoliaceae. The record is from the annotation of a GenBank genome assembly.